This is a messenger RNA of Linnemannia hyalina, 633 nucleotides long. NCBI's taxonomy places the organism in Eukaryota, Fungi, Mortierellomycota, Mortierellomycetes, Mortierellales, Mortierellaceae. The record is from the annotation of a GenBank genome assembly.
AUGGCCUCCAUCGCUAACAUUCGCGCCUUCCAGGCUGUUCGCGGCUACUCCACUGCCGCCAACGUCAAGAUCCCCCUUGUCCUGCACGGCAUUGAUGGUCGCUACGCCACUGCCUUGUACACCGCAGCUGCCAAGAAGUCUGCUUUGGACGUCGUCGAUACCGACUUGAAGCAGGUCAAGACCCUUGUCGAGAAGGAUGAGAAGCUCCGCGAGUACUUGGAGAACCCCACCAUCAACAAGAUCGAGAAGAAGAAGGGCAUCCAGCAGGUGUUGUCUGUCGGCAAGUACAACGAGCUGACCAAGAACUUUUUCGACACCUUGGCCGAGAACGGACGCCUCUACGAUACCGUAAAGAUCAUCAACUCUUACGGUUCCUUGAUGAGCGCCGGUCGCGGCGAGAUCCAGGUCACCAUCACCUCUGCCAAGCCCUUGGAGAACAAGGAUGUCGAGAAGGUCAAGGGUUACUUGCAGAAGUCCUCCUUCGUUACCGCCAAGCAGACCCUCAUCGUCGCCAACAAGGUCAACCCCGCCAUCCUCGGAGGUUUGGUCGUCGAGUUCGGUGACAAGACCAUCGAUCUCUCGGUCUCGUCCAAGGUCAACAAGCUCAACCACCUCCUCACCGAGACCAUUUAA